AUGACCACAAAUAUUCCAUCAGAAGUUCCAUCAAAAGCUCCAUCAGAGCCUCUUUCAUCAGAAGCACCACCAAACCAACCUCACACAUACGAUCGCAACACACCUGACCAGCAAGAAAUCACCGCAAUCCUCGCCAAAUUCAACAAAGAUCCUCUUGCACUAAGCGUCAUCUCUUUGGGCAAGGAUGGCGUUCUACGGAAUCUAUCGGCGGAUCUCGGUCUGAGUCCGCGACUUGUGAAGGCGUUCCUGGACCGCGUGCCUCCAGACUAUCGCGCGCUCACACCAGAACUCGAGGAUGCUGAUGGAUCAAAAGCGACGUAUGAGGAACUGUGGCACCCGGAUCCUGGGCUACUACCGCGACCUAUGGGUGAAGAGCAGAAGAAGAAGGCGUUGGCGAGUUUACAGGAGAAUUAG
Messenger RNA from Alternaria viburni, 414 nucleotides. RefSeq lists its product as uncharacterized. Lineage: Eukaryota; Fungi; Ascomycota; Dothideomycetes; Pleosporales; Pleosporaceae. The coding region runs from base 1 to 414 and encodes 137 amino acids. The transcript has 2 exons. The record is from RefSeq and is a predicted model, not a curated record.